GCGUACACCUCGUAUCCUGUUUCAGGUCUAGCGAGCUAACGGGGAGGCACAUAUGGCCAUCGCCGUGGUUAAUGUAGUUUCCUUUGUUUACCUCAGUUCCUCCGAUAUGCGGUUAAAACGCUCUCGCUGACUAAGGACGUUCACAUUUUCCACUCGCGCUCCUCUCACCUUGAUGAGAAGUCGGAAGAAUGAUCGCAUCCCUGUCUAAAGGAAAUCUGCUUGACGUGCUGCAGGAGGGUCCUAAUGAGCAGCAACUGGCUGCCUAUGUGUCUUGGGUUAAUGCACAGCUGAGAAAGAAGCCUGGACUGAAACCUGUAAGUGAUCUACGGCAGGAUCUCAGAGAUGGUGUGGUUCUAGCACACCUCAUUGAGAUAGUGGCUGGUGAGCUGCUGGAUGGCAUUCAUUAUGUGCCACGUGAUGACCAGGAGAGGAAGCAGAAUGUGGAGAAGGUUCUGCAGUUUGUAUCAUCCAAACGGAUCAGAAUGCCACAGACAUCUGCCAGGGAUAUUGUGGAGGGGAACCUCAAAUCUGCCAUGAGGCUCAUACUCGCUCUAGCUGCACAUUUUAAACCCUCUGCAUCAGCCAGUCACAGAGCUGGAGCUGGCGUAGGCAGGAGUUCCACUGGCUCCUCAGCCAAUCACAGACCUCAUUCCACCAUGGCCAUGGCCCAAAAUGCAGCAGCAGCACUGGCAGCAGCCAGGCAGGAUGCCUCUCGGCUUGGCCGCUCCGUUUUUCAUCUAAGGCAAGAAUGGAGUCAUGGCUGCAGUGGCGAGGUGGACAGUGAGAACCCCUGCUGGAGUGUCCAAGCAUUGGUUCAACAGUAUGAGGGACAGAGAGGGACAUUUGAAGAGGAGACGGGAGCAAGAUCUACUUGCCUCAGUUCAUCAAGCCCCACCCACACUUCCAAAGACUCCGUCAGCCUAUCAGACGUGAAGGCAGGACUAUUAGACACCUUGUCCAGGGAGAAAACAAUUAAGUCAGAGGACACAGUGAAAUUGGGCCUGUGUGACCAGGCCAUUGUCUCGGGGCAUGAUGGUCUAGCUGGUGGCUGCACCUGGGAGGACAAACUGUGUGAGCAGCAGGAGCAGCUGGAGAGGGAGAUGCAGGAGGCGCGGAAAAUGGUGUCUAGCCUACAGGCUCUCCUUCUCCAUGGUUCAUUACCCGAGGAUGAGCAGGAGGUGUCGCUCAGUCUUGGUGAGGGAGUUGAAAAUGCGGAGCAGCAACUGGUUGUAAUACGAAGUCGCCUGGACCAAAGCAUGGAGGAGAGUCAAGAACUAAAGAGGGAGCUAUUGAGGUUCAAACAGGAGGCUCGCAACCUGCAGGGGGUGAAAGAUGCUCUUCAGCAGCGUAUGGCUGUGCAGGAGUCCUCAGUCCUGCAGCUCAAACAGGAACUCCUGCGCACCAGUAUGGCCAAAGAUGAGCUGGCGGGACAAAAUGCCGAGCUACAGAGGAAGCUAGAGGAGCGGAAUAGGCUUCUUAGCGAAUAUAAGAAAGAUCUGGGCCAAAAGGAUCGGCUUCUGCAGCAGCAACAGCUGAAGCUGGAUGAGACACUGCGCAAGCUGACAGACAGCAGCAGCCAGCAGGCUUGCCUGCAGAGGGAGCUGGAGCACAAGGAGAGUAUUCUCAAAGAGUUAAUGAGCCAUGCGACAGAGGAGCUUCCUGGCUCGCAAAACAACGGCUAUUCACACCCACCCGGCACAGCAUCAAAACCACACCACGGGGCUGAGGAGCUGCAGUUAGUAAGAGAUGCUCUCCAUAGUCUGAGGAACAGCUUUGGAGGUCACGACCCUCAGCAUCACACUUUGGACACCCUUGAGCAAGGUGUGGCCAGCCUGAUGGAUCGCCUCUAUGACCUGGAAACACGCCACAAACAGGAGAGGAGGACGCGAGGCAAAUCUCCAGGUCAUAAAGCGUCUCACUCAGAUCGAGACUCCUGGCCUCCUACUUCAAAAAUGGUUCAUUCUCAGAGCAGCCCUGCGUUAAACUCAUCAGCAUGCACCAAAGUCCUGUACUUCACUGACCGCUCGCUCACGCCAUUCAUGGUGAACAUCCCCAAGAGGCUUGGGGAGGUCACCCUGCGAGACUUCAAGGCUGCUGUUGAUCGGGAAGGCAAUUAUCGGUACCAUUUUAAAGCACUGGAUCCAGAGUUUGGCACUGUGAAGGAAGAGGUGUUCCAGGAUGACGCAGUGGUGCCCGGCUGGGAAGGGAAGAUCGUGGCCUGGGUAGAAGAGGAUCAUGGGCAAAGAGGGACCUAACACAAGUCAGCAAGAAGCUGUCUAAGGAAAUGGAGACGUCUGUGCCAAAAUGAAAUAACAUUGAUUUGUAACUCAAGUGUACAGAGGAUGGAGCUUUAGUGCCCUAAGAAAGUCCCACCCACCUUUACUCUAUCCUGCAUGAGCUGAACAGCAGAAUGAACCUGAAAGGAUGUGGAGGAUCAUCGUAAGGAGCACCAGAUGGAGAAAGUCCCAUCUUGCGUCCUGUCCAGACCAGUAUUACUCAAACAUAACUAUACAGAGGAUGGGAGGACAGGAUUUCUGAUCUCUUUUAGAGGUCUUGCCAUAGAACAGACACCCAUUCAAAUGCUUUACUAGCAGACAAACUCUUCACUGUGACGGAGGAGCCUUUUGUUCAGUUCACCUACUUUAAAGUAGGUUCUGCCAGAGUACUUUUUUGUUUAUUUCGAUGAACCAAAAUUGAAAUUUUUUUUGCUGUGAAUUGAGAGAAGUAGGUCAUCUUGACCGUCAGGAGUACUUGUGUGAAUGUGGUUAUGAGUCUUAAGAAAGCAGCAGUAAAAUUAUGCAAGUAUAGAGCAGAAAGGAGUUUGACAUCUGCUGUUACCUUGCUGUGAGAUUUUUUUUUAUCUUCGAUAAAGAGUUUCCCUAAAACAUACGUUAGACACAUUCUUUAUGAUAUUCUGCAAAAAA
Sinocyclocheilus grahami is the source of this 2924-nucleotide messenger RNA. Its product is annotated as dixin-A. The transcript has 21 exons. Bases 189 to 2255 code for a protein of 688 amino acids. Gene Ontology annotation, molecular function: protein binding. Gene Ontology annotation, biological process: canonical Wnt signaling pathway. The record is from RefSeq and is a predicted model, not a curated record. Gene Ontology annotation, cellular component: cytosol. Lineage: Eukaryota; Metazoa; Chordata; Actinopteri; Cypriniformes; Cyprinidae.